AUGACCAGUGCUUUGCUACUGAGCAGAGAAGAAGCCUCCGGAAUCCGGGGAAAUGCACACAUUGGAGUUCUUAAACUUGCAGCCUUAGCGAGAGGCUCAGGUAGGGCCAGGAUUUAUCACCUGGAAACCGAUUCAGGCUUCAGUGGACAAAGUACAGGGCUUGCGCACCACCUUGUGGCUACAGUGCUUACAGCAACGGUAGCUAGGUCAUCCUCUGUGUCCUCUUCCGUAGUAAUAAAAUCCUCAGAAAAUGGCCUUUUGCCUGGCCCAAGGAAAUGUGUGGAAAAUGGAAGAAAUCCUCAUCCCAGGAAUUAUGCGGUGGGUCAGAAGGAGGCAAUUGUGACACCUGCUGUCGAAAAGAAAGAACUCACUCUUCUGUCCAAAGCAGGCUUUUCCUCUAGAAAAGACAAAACUAUUGCUAAGACACAAAAACUUCUAGCAGAAGAUGAACACAUAACCAUGAAGAGAAAAACAAUUUAUGAAUUUAAUGACGACCAGGUGGACAAAUAUUUGCAGAUAUCCAUGCAAACUUCGGGCUCACAAGAAUUCCUAGGCUCAAAUUACAGUGAAACGUUCUACACCACAAAGGGAAAAUUGAUCACCAGGCAUCCUCAGAUAACGGAACACUGUUUUUAUCAAGGAUCCAUUAUACAUGAAUUUGAUUCUUCUGCAAGCAUCAGCACAUGCAAUGGUCUAAGUGGAUUCUUCAGAGUAAAUGAUCAAAGGUAUCUUAUCAAACCAAUGAAAUACUCAAAUGAGGAGGAACAUUUGGUGUUCAAAUAUAACCCAAGGGUGCCGCAUGCUGUCAAUUAUUCUUGUGCAGAGCUCAAUUUAAGCAUGAAAUCUGUUCCAAAAGAUACUACAUAUAAGGAUAACCACACAGUGGAAGAAAACCAUAAGGAAAAGUAUAUUGAGCUGUUCAUUGUUGCUGAUGAGUAUGUGUAUCGCAGGAAUAGUAAUCCUCACUAUAAUCUAAGGAGAAGAAUUUGGGGAAUGGUCAAUUUUGCCAACAUGAUUUAUAACACAUUGAACACUCAUGUGACAUUGGUUGGCAUUGAAAUAUGGACAAAUGGAGACAAAAUAUCACAAGUUUCAAAUGCAGAGACUACCUUACUGCGUUUUUCAAACUGGCAAGAGACAGUCCUUAAAAAAAGGAAGAAUUUUGACCAUGCUCUGUUACUGAGUGGGAAGUGGCUCUACACAAAUGUACAAGGAACUUCUUAUCGAAGGGGUAUGUGCCUGCCCACUUAUUCCUCCAGUGUCAUUAAGGAUCUUCUACCUGAUGUAAAUAUAAUUGCGAACAGAAUGGCACAUCACUUGGGACAUAGCCUGGGCAUGCAGCACGAUGAAUUCCCCUGCACAUGUCCACUGGGGAAAUGCGUGAUGGACAGUGCUGGAAGCAUUCCUGCAAUAAAAUUCAGUAAAUGCAGUCACAUCCAGUACGAGCAGUACCUGAAGGAUUCUAAGCCAAACUGCAUGCUCAAUAUUCCAUUUCCUGCCAAUUUUAAUGACUUCCCAUUUUGUGGGAACAAGAAAGUCGAUGAAAGAGAAAAGUGUGACUGUGGGCCUAUUCAGGAGUGCACUAAUCCUUGUUGUGAUGCACACAUGUGUGUAUUGAAGCCAGGAUUUACUUGUGCCCAAGGAGAAUGCUGUGAAUCUUGUCAGAUAAAAAAAGCCGGGUCCAUGUGCAGACCAGCAAACAAUGAAUGUGAUUUUCCUGAAGUCUGCACUGGCCAUUCUUCUGAGUGUCCUAAGGAUAGGUUCCAGGCCAAUGGAUUCCCUUGCAAUGAUGGAGAAGGCUACUGCUUCAUGGGGAAAUGUCCCACACGGCACGACCAGUGCACUGAGCUGUUUGAUGAUGAAACAAGAGAGAGUCCUGAUGCCUGCUACAUGAUGAAUAAAAAAGGCAAUAAAUUUGGUUACUGCAAAAACAAGGAGAACAGAUUUGUUUCCUGUGAAGAGAAAGACAUCAAGUGUGGAAAGAUUUACUGUACUGGAGGACACCAUUCAUCUCUCCUCGGAGAAGUCAAGAACUUUCGCCUUGUAGAUUCAAAGCAUAAUGUCACCAUCAAAUGCAGAACCAUCUUUUUAUAUCACAACUCUAAAGAUAUUGGUCUGGUUGAUCAUAGAACAAAAUGUGGAGAGGAGAUGGUGUGCAUCAAUGGUGAAUGUGUAAACAUUGAACAAGUCUACAAUUCAACCAGUUGUCCUUCUCAGUGCAAUGAAAAUUCUGAGGAUGGCCGUGAACCCGAGUGCCACUGUGGAGAAGAGCAAAUCCUCACAGACUGGGAGGAGACCCUAAAUGUUACCAGUAUCUCCAUCAUGGUCAUUGUGCUUGUUAUGAUUGUUAUUGGUAUUGGAGUUGUCGCAUUGUUAAUUUGUUACCAAAAAUGUGUUAAGUUGAAGCAAGUUCAGAGCCCACCUGGUGACACACUCGGAGUGGAGAAUAAAGGAUACUUGGGAGAUGAGCAGCCCAGGAGACCUGAGCCAAUUUUGUCUGAGAUUCCUCAUCCACAUAGGACAACAGAAUCCUUGGAGAGCCUUCCACCCAAUUUUUCAAGUCCCCACUACCCCAGUCUGAAAUCUGCAAGUAAAGAUCCAAGAGGAAUUGCAGAUUCCAAACAAAGUGCCAACGUGAGCUUGAAAUUGGAUAUCCAGAAUGGUUGUGCAAGUCUGGGUUGA
Molecule: messenger RNA, 2682 nt
Organism: Heterocephalus glaber (naked mole-rat)
Lineage: Eukaryota; Metazoa; Chordata; Mammalia; Rodentia; Bathyergidae
Source: RefSeq, a predicted model, not a curated record